Molecule: messenger RNA, 1977 nt
Organism: Phyllostomus discolor (pale spear-nosed bat)
Lineage: Eukaryota; Metazoa; Chordata; Mammalia; Chiroptera; Phyllostomidae
Gene: NIPSNAP1
Product: nipsnap homolog 1
Exons: 10
Coding region: 52-906 (284 amino acids)
Cellular component (GO): mitochondrion
Source: RefSeq, a predicted model, not a curated record
CCGCUUCUGGGUUCGGGGGCGGGGCUUUCCGCCAACCUGCUCCGCUCCAACAUGGCUCCGCGGCUGUGCAGCAUCUCUGCAGCGUCUCGGCGGCUGCUCGGGGGCCCCGGACCCCGCAACACGGAUGCUGCAGCUGCAUCUGCGGCGCGCUUCUAUUCCAAGGACAAUGAAGGCAGCUGGUUCCGCUCUCUCUUUGUGCACAAGGUGGAUCCCCGGAAGGACGCCCACUCCACCUUGCUGUCCAAGAAGGAGACCAGCAACCUCUACAAAAUCCAGUUUCACAAUGUGAAGCCCGAGUGUCUGGAUGCCUACAACAGCCUAACGGAGGCUGUGCUGCCUAAGCUGCACCUGGAUGAGGACUACCCUUGCUCACUCGUGGGCAACUGGAACACGUGGUAUGGGGAGCAGGACCAGGCAGUACACCUGUGGCGAUUCUCGGGUGGCUACCCAGCCCUCAUGGACUGCAUGAACAAGCUCAAAAACAACAAGGAGUAUCUGGAGUUCCGAAAGGAGCGUAGCCAGAUGUUGCUGUCCAGGAGAAACCAGAUGCUCCUCGAGUUCAGCUUCUGGAAUGAACCGCAGCCCAGAGCAGGUCCCAACAUCUAUGAGCUGAGAACAUACAAGCUUAAGCCAGGAACCAUGAUCGAGUGGGGGAACAACUGGGCUCGGGCCAUCAAGUACCGGCAGGAGAACCAGGAGGCGGUGGGCGGCUUCUUCUCCCAGAUCGGAGAGCUCUACGUCGUGCACCAUCUCUGGGCCUAUAAAGACCUGCAGUCCCGGGAAGAGACUAGAAAUGCUGCUUGGAGGAAGAGGGGUUGGGACCAAAAUGUCUACUACACAGUCCCCCUGGUACGACACAUGGAGUCUCGGAUCAUGAUCCCUUUGAAGAUCUCACCUCUUCAGUGAUAUUGCUGCUGCCUCCACCUCAUUCCCCUUCUCCCUCAGGGCAGCCACGGACAGAGGAGCUCCCAGUUGUGCUGUCUUGGUUCUCUCUCAGAUCUCGGAGGACUCUGGGGGCUAGUGCUCAGCUCAGACAGUGGGGGGCUGAAGGAUGACAGGGUUCUGAGAACUUCUAGCUCUGCCUGGAGACUUCCCACCUUCCCCACCCACUCCUUCCCCUGUGCUGGAAGCAGUCUGUAAUUUCUCUGAAUGAAGAACAGCAACCUUUUAUGUCUUCCCCUGAAGAUUCCUCAUCUCAAGUCCACCAGUCCCCAACUAUCACCAUGGAAAACCUCAGUUUAGCUUUAGUUGCUCGAAACAUUGUAUGUGUAGUGGUUAGAGGUGGGGUGGGAAGGGAAGAGGUGCAACCAGACCAGACUCUCAGGAAUUCCCUGGUCUCUACUGGGCCACCCACUUGGCUGAACAGUCUGAACCAAAUCCCUCCUGCAGGGGAAAAGCCUAGAAUUGCCACAAGAAAUAAAGGAAAACCCUAGAUUAGCAAAGUCAGCAGUAGGUCCACCUAAUUCACCUAGAAAAGCUGGGAAAAGGGAGCUGGAAAGGUUCUGGGGGUCAGGACCCCUGAAGGUAGAACAUAGAAUUCAGAACUUGGGUUUGAACUGCAGAACUUGGAAUACAGAAUGGGAAAGAGAACAGACGUGACAGAAGACCACUUGGGAGGGGUUCCUAAUACAAGACACUUGGAAAGAGGCUCAUCUGUUUUCCUUCUGCAAAACAAAUGUGUAGUUCCAGCCCUUCUGUGCAGGGAGUCUCCUGCCCUCCCUUUCCCUUCCUGUAGGCAAAGAUAUGGGCCUGAGCCUGUAUUUCCCUCACCCUGCAUCCCUUUUUCUCCCUCUUCACAUUCGAUCAGCCCAACCCUCAUUCUCCGGGGCCACUCGAAAUGUGGAGUGGGGUCAGUGACUUUGAGGGCCUCCUCAGUGACCCCCACACUUAGAUCUUCUGGGUAGAUUUAUUUUGCCUCCCUUUCAGGAAAACUUGUGCUGGAGUUGCUGAUGGUACCAAUUAAAUGUUUACUAUAAA